AUGGCGGUCUUUGUGCUGUUGCUUGGCCUCGGGUCUGUUCUUGUAGUGCCUUCAGAAGGCACAACAACGAGAAUCAGAGAAAAACUUUCACAGGAAGAGAUGCAACAUGCUGCAAAACAGACUGUUGAGCCAUCAAUGAACUCAACCCUGUCAGAUAAAAAUAUCAGCCUUGGUGUACCCAAGAAUGUGAUGUCUGCCUCACCCCCAACAUCCAGAAGGUUAUAUUUUGUCACCCCCAAGGGAAACCCUUUAAGUAAUGAACAAAACUGUCUAAACGGACCGAGAGUCUGGAGAAAAGUUUUAGACAUGAAUGAGUCAUGCCAGUUGGUCAAUAACUUUAUACAUGGGUCCACCGAUGUGAUUCAUGGAGUUCCCGAGGCCACCAGCUGGAAAUGGGGACAAUCACCUAGCCUAAGCUGCUGUGAGAGCCUACGACUGGAGCAUACCAUGUGCAAGGUCACUGCGGGCCAGCAGUGCCCCAGGUGCCAGAAGCACAGUGUCACCUCCCUGAAGAGAGCCUUGACAGUGCUGACAAGCCAUUCUCUGAUGAGUUGGUUAGUUAGUGGCUCUAAACUGUAA
This is a messenger RNA of Cricetulus griseus (Chinese hamster), 579 nucleotides long. Lineage: Eukaryota; Metazoa; Chordata; Mammalia; Rodentia; Cricetidae. The record is from RefSeq and is a predicted model, not a curated record.